This is a messenger RNA of Notothenia coriiceps (black rockcod), 333 nucleotides long. Its product is annotated as A disintegrin and metalloproteinase with thrombospondin motifs 17-like. The record is from RefSeq and is a predicted model, not a curated record. The annotation marks the transcript as partial. The transcript is spliced from 2 exons. Lineage: Eukaryota; Metazoa; Chordata; Actinopteri; Perciformes; Nototheniidae.
GAGACCUUUAAACCCCUCUCUGUCCCCCCCCAGGUGCUGCUCUUCCAUGACCAGAGCUAUGGGAUCCACUAUGAAUACACCUUGGCCCUGAACACAACGCAGGACAGGAUCAGCGAGGAGCACAGGGAGCCAGAGUACCUGUACAUCUGGACACACAGCAGCUGGCAGGACUGCACGGUGCAGUGUGGAGGAGGUGAGAGGAGGACGGUGAUUUCCUGUAUGAGGAUAUUCAAUAAAACCAUGGAGAGGGUCAAUGAUAGCUACUGUCAGCCUGAGAACAGACCCCUCCCCCAAAUACGACUCUGCAACUCCCACCGCUGCCAGUACCGGUGA